AUGUCAGAAGAGUUGCAAGAGGAUGAUCGAAUAUUUCUGGAACAAGCAUUCACUUUGGCAGAAGAAGCUCUGAAUCAAGACGAAGUUCCAGUUGGAUGCGUGUUUGUGGUCGACGGCGAAGAAAUAGGAAGAGGCAGGAAUCGAGUGAACGAAACGGGAGACCCAACUAGGCAUGCCGAAAUGGUGGCAGUCACAGAAAUUUGGAGCAAGUACGGAGAAGAAAGCAAUAAUCUGCUGAAAAAAUCUGUUCUUUACGUCUCUCUCGAGCCAUGUAUUAUGUGCUCUUCUGCUAUGUACCAACUGGGAAUUCGAAAAAUGGUGUAUGGUGCAGAAAAUCCUCGGUUCGGAGGAGUGAGGAGUGUUGGAAGUGCUGAGAAGUACAGAGAAGAGAAUAAUAUAGAGAUCGUUGCUGGAGUGUGGGCGGAACGAUCGGUUGGAAUGCUCAAAGCAUUUUACGAAAAACAGAAUCCGUUUGCACCUCCAGAAAAACGAAAAACCAAAACACCCAAGUUAUGGAGUACAACCAGGCCUUUUUGUUCUGUGAUUACUUGGACGACGAAAUCGCCACUCUCGACCCUAGCCGUUCUCCAGAGAAAAACGAGUGCUGUCAAUGUCUUGUCCAUUCGUCAACUCAACAAGAAGCCAAGCCGUUCAGACAAGUCAGCAGAUCAGAAAAAUUACACGUACUAUGUAAUGAGUUUGGUCAUCGUUGCUAUCGGAUGCACCUUCGCUGCUAUUCCCGCGUACCGGAUUUUCUGCGAACAAACGUCUUUCGGAGGUUUGACUCAGGUAGCCAAAGACUUUGACAAAAUUGCGAAUAUGAAGAAGUGCGAAGACCGUUUGAUUCGAGUGCAAUUCAAUUCUGAUGUACCGUCAAGUAUGCGCUGGGAGUUCAAACCACAACAGCAUGAGAUCUUUGUACACCCGGGAGAAACUGCACUUGCAUUCUAUACAGCUCGGAAUCCAACGGACAAACCUAUUAUUGGAAUUUCAAGUUACAAUCUUACACCGUUUCAAGCGGCAUACUAUUUCAACAAAAUCCAAUGUUUCUGCUUCGAAGAACAAAUUCUGAACCCCGGCGAGCAAGUCGAUCUCCCAGUAUUUUUCUACAUUGACCCAGAUUAUGUCAAUGAUCCAGCUCUCGAGUACCUUGAUUCGAUUUUACUGAGUUAUACAUUCUUCGAAGCAAAGUCAGGAUUGAAACUUCCGGAUCCGUUUGAUCCGAAAAACCGCCCCUCCAUUGCUCCAUCGCCGGAUAAAGUGCCUGAAAAAUCAAACUGA
This is a messenger RNA of Caenorhabditis briggsae, 1281 nucleotides long. The record is from RefSeq and is a predicted model, not a curated record. The coding region runs from base 1 to 1281 and encodes 426 amino acids. Gene Ontology annotation, cellular component: mitochondrial inner membrane. NCBI's taxonomy places the organism in Eukaryota, Metazoa, Nematoda, Chromadorea, Rhabditida, Rhabditidae. Gene Ontology annotation, molecular function: hydrolase activity; copper ion binding; zinc ion binding. The transcript is spliced from 5 exons.